AGGACAUGUAGUCGAGACUGAGCCAAACCAUGAUAAUGGCGCAAUCAAACAUUUUGAUGAGAAUGAUGAAGCUAAAAGAUCUGUAGAAGGUUCAGAGAAUAUAUAUCCCAUUAAAAAUAUGAAUAAUUCAAUGAUGUUGCCACAAGUAGUGAAAGCUCCGAAUUUUCCUAAGAAGAUUAAGAGGAACAAUCAUGUUAGUGCCAAUAGGUCGACUAGCCAGACAAAUAGGUUUAACAGCCAUUCUGAGAGGAGAAUAAAGUUAAAUACAGGGUCUUCUCUACAUCGGCCUGCUUUCAACAGUAACUUUUCCUCCAGAAAUUCAAUGGCUAAGUUGUUCAAGAGGAAGCUGUUCAAGACUGGUGCAGAAGUCACCAAAGAUUUCGACCCCAACACAGUGUACGAUGGCAUUGAAGAGAUUGACCUUGAUCUCGAAGAAAUGGAGGAAAAUAUGGACAACCUUGACGACACAGGCCUUGAAGAGACUGAAAGUGACAGAUUAGAUGAAGAAAUUGAGAUCCUUAUGGAGGCCAACAAAUAAACUCCUCCAAAAAGUAAACAUCUGUGCUGGAGUUGUUGCAAACGGGAUCUCUAAAGCAGCCACUCUUAAGAGCAUGAAACCAUUCGAGCAAGAAGGAGUGGUAGAUACUGAUUUAAGGCAGAAAAGAAGGGAGCUAAAGAAGAUCCACUCUCAGAUUGAAACAGAGAAAUAGAAAGGUGAAAACCCUUGAAAAUGAAUUUGAGCUGAUCUGAAGCUCUUCUCUCACAGAUCAAAAUAAGAUGAUGGAGUUGAUAAAUCAGAAGAAAUGGCUUGAGAAAAGCGUAUUCGAGCUUCAACAACAGGCUGAUCAUCUCAAAAAUAGGUUAGGAGAAAUGAAGAAAUUUGAGAAAAUUGUGAUUAAUAAGGAAAAAGCUGAGGAUAUUAAGCAUCAGAUGAAGGUUGAAAUAAAAAAUUGCAAACACUCUAAACUAGAAAACUCCAAACAGCUCCAUGACCUGCAGGUGAAGAACAAGUCAUUAGGAGUUGAGAUUGUAGAACUUCAAUCUGUGAUUCGAGACUUAAAGCAGACAAAACAUCAAAUACAUAAAGAUUGAGAUUCUAAAAAUAAAGCAGCUGGAGAGGAUGAGAGUGAGGAAAUGAAAUAAAAUUCGAAAAAUAAAAGAAAGCAUGGACAGCAUGGCUCAACGGAAAGACCAGCUCUAUGAACAUGCUAUGAAGACCAAGAGUGCUAGAAUUCAGAAACUUGAAGGGGAGAUCUCCAGGGCUAAUAAAGUAAUAUCAUCUCUGAAUGAAGCUAAUACAAAACUUUCAAGUGAGACUAAGGCUCUUUCCCAGAUGUCAAUAGGAUUGCAAAAGAAGAAAGAAACAAGAAACAAUAGCAGACCAAGAGAUGUAAUAAACCGAAGUAUGGUUAUUAACACAGGGGUUGGACCAUGACUCUAAACCCUCAAUCUACAACUCCAAUCUCUAA
Messenger RNA from Moneuplotes crassus, 1469 nucleotides. The record is from the annotation of a GenBank genome assembly. NCBI's taxonomy places the organism in Eukaryota, Ciliophora, Spirotrichea, Euplotida, Euplotidae.